Messenger RNA from Empidonax traillii (willow flycatcher), 967 nucleotides. It is a transcript of the gene NRG4, whose product is annotated as neuregulin 4. The transcript has 7 exons. Gene Ontology annotation, biological process: animal organ development; intracellular signal transduction; nervous system development. Bases 395 to 745 code for a protein of 116 amino acids. The record is from RefSeq and is a predicted model, not a curated record. Lineage: Eukaryota; Metazoa; Chordata; Aves; Passeriformes; Tyrannidae. Gene Ontology annotation, molecular function: chemorepellent activity.
CAUCGCCGCCCCGCGCGGCGCCGCCGCGGCCCGGAUUACAUAAGGGCGCCGGAGCGAGCGGCCGCGGGAUUACACCGCGCGGAUUAGGGAUUACGUUGAUUCAGCACAUUGCCCGGUGCUUGUCUGAGAAAGAUUACACCGGCAGAGUUAAGAAUACCCCCUGUGCUGCGGUUGUGUAUCUGAGGCAGCUCAAGAGGACGCCUUUGGGAGGGGACCUUGCUGUCACAGCCCAGUGUCACAGGGAACUGCCACUCCAGACUAUCCUGCAUGGACAGGACACUUGAAAACUAGAGAAGUCACCUGAGGUCCCGUGAGAACCAGCGCUGUCUGCUCAUAAAGUGCUGUUUUAGAAGAGCAGCCUCUGACCAAGAAUAAAAGUUGUUGUCGGAAUAAUAUGCGAACAGAUCAUGAAGAACUCUGUGGCACCAGUUAUGGAUCUUUUUGUCUGAAUGGAGGGAUUUGUUAUAUGAUUCCUACUGUGUCCAGUCCAUUCUGCAGGUGUAUUGAGCAUUACACAGGAGCCCGUUGUGAGGAGGUUUUGCUGCCCAGCAUCAAGUCCCAAACAAAAGGUGACCUGUUUGCAGCUUUCUUGGCUUCCCUUCUUCUUCUAGGAGUUCUUGUAAUUGGAGCAUUCUACUUCCUUUGCAGAAAAGUUCCCAUUCCAAGGACAAGUUCCUCAGAGUGUGGUGCCAGCCUAGUUGAACCUGCAGGCAGCAGUGGCUGCAACAAAAUAACAACAGCAUAAAGCAAUCCAGUGGAGGAAUGGUGGGGGAACAACAUGCAGAGCAACCCUAAGAAGACAAGAUGGAGAGGAUGAUGUGGUGAACAAGAUGAGAGAAGAAAGCAGAUUGAAAUAGGAGGCUUAUGAGUUGGAGAAGACUGCAACUUAAACAUAAACAGUUGCACUUAAUGGAGUUUGUAUGUAUAUUUAAAGGUGCAUCAAUUAUACAGACAUCACUAUAAUUUG